Messenger RNA from Mytilus trossulus (common blue mussel), 1964 nucleotides. RefSeq names its product membrane progestin receptor beta-like. The coding region runs from base 438 to 1460 and encodes 340 amino acids. Gene Ontology annotation, cellular component: membrane. NCBI's taxonomy places the organism in Eukaryota, Metazoa, Mollusca, Bivalvia, Mytilida, Mytilidae. The transcript is spliced from 2 exons. The record is from RefSeq and is a predicted model, not a curated record. Gene Ontology annotation, molecular function: signaling receptor activity.
UUUACGAUUGUUAAUUUUUUAUCCUAUUACACAGAUUAUCGUGUGUUUUGGUGAAAAUGACAACGAUAUUUUGUAAUUAAUCAGACAAGUAUCUAUAUCUUGCCAUGUUUCCUUCCUGUCUUAUUCAAAUAUUAAAAGGAAAUCAUACAUACAAACCAUACCCUAUAUAUAUGUUGUAAACAUAUAGUUUAUUUGAUACGAUUCAGCGAUUAGUAAAAACAUAUAGUUUGUUUAUUUCGAUUCAUCGACCUUUUCUUGUUCCAUUGACAAAGUGUAACUUAUUACUGUGUGACUCCAAGGAUAUAACUUUAAAAUAUUAAUGAAAAAUAAACGAAUGGUACACAAACAACGAUCUGAAAUGAACCAUUAUCGGACAGCGAUAUUCCAGUGAAAGGGAACCAAACUUGACUUUAGAGAAAACACGAUUAAGGAAAAUCAUGGCUUACUGUGAAAUACUAAAGCUCAUUAAAGGAAUGUUAGUUUUGAUUCAUAUACCAACAGUGACUGUGGAUAAAGUGUCGAUAACGUACGCUGAACCGGGAGUUCUAUAUGGAUAUCGGUUGGAAUACCAGACGGUUAUUUAUUAUUUCAAGAGCAUAUUUCAGUUUCAUAAUGAAACCGUUAAUAUUUGGACUCAUCUAAUGCCAUUUUGUUUCGUAUUUUUGAAAACAUAUAGUGUCAUCAACACUUUAGAAGACGCUACAUAUUUUUCUGUGUUGUUAUGCUUUGCAUUUGGUUCCAUCAUGUACACAUUGUUCAGCGUCCUUGCGCACACCUUACACUCCAAAUCUCCUACAUAUCACUAUACAUGUUAUACUCUUGACUACAUGGGAAUAGGAUACUACGCGUUAGGUGCUUGUAUACUCGUAUACUACUGUAGUUGUCAUGAGAGAUACUACGCCAUGUUGGAGAACUGUUUCCUUCCCGUGGUGGUAGUAAUGAGCUGGUUUGGGUUCCUUUGCUGCACCGUUUCCAAACUUCACUACAGACGACCUUAUCCAUUUAAGCGAAAAUUAUGGAGCAUAUGUUCAUUAGGAUUUCAAUGUGUGAUAGUUUACUUUGUAGUGAUUGCUAGAUAUUAUGAUAGUUUGAUGGAUAAUACAAUAUUAUCCCCGAAUCAUCACACUCUUAUUUUUGUUUAUUUUCUUGUAUCUGUUUUGUUUUUUUCUAGUCACAUACCCGAGAAAUUCUAUCCUGGAAAAUUUGAUUUCAUUGGACAAGGACAUCAAAUUUUCCACAUAAUGGUUUCACUUGGAACUCUUGAACAAUUUAACGCAGCUAUGAUAGAUAUCAGGUAUCAGACUCCGUUACUGACCAAUCACAAACCUCAUGCCGAUCAGAUUUUACUGGCUAUGCUUACAUAUACAGUGCUGGUUCUUACUACCAUUUAUUUUCUUAGACCUACAAUACAAAAUCGUGUUAAAGAAGAUUCCAAAUUGGAGCAAAUGAGGAAAAAAUAGGGAUUUAUUUAUGAAAUUAAUUUACGCUUUUGAAAAAGGUAAACAAAAUACCUCAUAUUGGUGGUUUUAUAAUAAAACAUUAUAAAAAUAGGUAGCACAGUAAUUGUGGACUGGUCAGAUUAAUCAUAUUAAUGUUUGACUUACACUUAAGUACGUCGUACGCAUAAAGCCUCAAACAAUACACAAUUUAUUUAUGAAAAAAAUCAGACAGGGUAUUGGUUAAGUAAAUUAUGAAUGUUAAUAAAAGUAAUAAAUGCAUUAUUCUAUUUUCGGAUUUUCAGUUAAGUAUCAACAGGCCAAAGUUGUAUGAUAUCGUUUACCAAUUUCUGUGACGUAGCCCAUCAUUGUACCUUGUCAAAAACGCCUGUUCUAGACACACAAUAGCAAAGUGUGAUUUUUUUUGGUCGAAUUAAGUAAUAUCAUAUAUUUAAAAUGCAGUUGAAAGAUUUAAAUGGUACUCGUAUAUAAAAUAGAAAUAGAAGGUAAUAAAACUCAUCAGAAAUA